Messenger RNA from Cylas formicarius (sweet potato weevil), 1221 nucleotides. Its product is annotated as GTPase Era, mitochondrial. Lineage: Eukaryota; Metazoa; Arthropoda; Insecta; Coleoptera; Brentidae. Gene Ontology annotation, biological process: ribosomal small subunit assembly. The coding region runs from base 145 to 1206 and encodes 353 amino acids. Gene Ontology annotation, molecular function: GTP binding; ribosomal small subunit binding; rRNA binding. The transcript has 5 exons. Gene Ontology annotation, cellular component: mitochondrial matrix. The record is from RefSeq and is a predicted model, not a curated record.
AUAAAGCUAUUAUUAGUAGCCUAGUGGUAUUAAAGAACGUACGGGAGUCUCUUAUUGAGUUGUGUUUUUGAGGUUAAUUUACAAAAAUUGAAAAGAAGAAAGUUAGGUUAUUCGCGAAAGAACAAUUUAUGAACAAUCAAAAAAAUGUUUCUUAAGUCUUGCAGGCACCUGUUCAUUUUCAACAAAGACCUUCUGUUUACGAGAUUUUGUACACAAGCUGCCAACGAGUUAAAAAAUUCAGAAUUAUGUGUCGAGACGGCACAGUCAAAAUUAUUAAAAGUGGCAAUCCUAGGCCUGCCUAACGCCGGAAAAAGCACAUUUAUCAAUAACCUCAUGGACAGAAGGGUUUGUCCCACUUCAUCCAAAGUUCACACAACUAGGAAUAAAACCAUGGCUAUAUUCACCGAGGAGGACUCGCAAAUAGUGUUUCUCGACACUCCCGGGCUCGUAAGCGAUAGUGAAAGAAAAAGGUAUAAACUGGAGUCUACUUUUGUUAGAGAUUCCAAGGAUGUUUUGAUGGAGGCUGACAUAAUAGGUGUAAUACAUGAUGUUUCCAACCAUUUUUUGCGUGAUAAAUUGGACAUAAAAAUUAUUAACUUACUUGAAAGCCAUCGAGACAUAUGUAGUUUUUUAGUUUUUAAUAAGGUGGAUUUACUCAAGUCCAAGAGAAAGUUACUGGAUCUGACAAGGUUGUUAACUGAGAAUUGCAUCAAUGGCAAACCCAUUGCUGGUACCCAAAAAACCAAGAAAUGUGAACAUGAUUACAGGGGUUGGCCAUAUUUUCAAGACAUUUUCAUGGUGUCUGCACUGACAGGAGAUGGGAUUUCUUCUGUCAAAAACUAUCUGGUGAAACAAGCAAAGCCAUCAGAAUGGAUGUUCCCAAAAAAUGUAUGGACUGAUCAGUCUGCUGAAGAAAUAAUUUCAAAAUCAGUUCAGGCAACUUUGCUUGACUACUUACCUCAAGAAAUUCCCUAUCGUUUAAAAAGUGAAAUAGAGUUUUUCGACAUUAGCAAAACAGGCAUUAUUAGUACAGUUGUAUUAAUUCAUUGUCCAUCAGAGAGGGUAAAGACCCUAAUAGGUGGUGCUUCAGAGGGUCGACUUAGGCAAAUGACAGAGACUGUACAGGAUGCUUUACAAAAUACUUUUAAGAGCCAUGUUAGGAUAAAACUAGUCUUGGUACCUCCUAAGAAAGAAGAUGCUGAAUAAAUUUUAAUAAAUUGU